UGUGUAACAGCUGGAAUGGCCAGUGGAACUGGUGGCAGUGAACUGCGCGAAGAGGCUGUAUGUUCAUCAGCGGUCCAAUUAUGUGCAAGCAAGAAGGCGGUGCAUGCCGCGGCCUCGUCCAGUUGUUAACGGCGCACAGAACUACGCUAGACUAGUAAGCAAAGCGAGCCCAUUUCUGUUCCAUGUCGACAGCCGACACACGGACAAGGAGCAGGAGGAGGAGGAGGCCGCAUGUGUCCCAGUUGACAAUGGGGUUGUUUCUGUAUGUCGCUGGUCCCAAGCCUACCGAAGCAACGGCCGACGAGAGUGCCGUGCGGUGUGAGGGGCUUCAUAACCAGACCUACGUGUGCGAGGUGGGACACUGCUGUGGCAACUCCCAGUGCUGCAGUUACUACUAUGAGCUCUGGUGGUUCUGGCUGGUGUGGGCCAUCAUCUUCCUGCUGAGCUGCUGCUGCGUGUGCCACCAUCGCCGCACCAAGCACCGGCUCCAGCAGCAGCAGCGGCAGCACGAGAUCAACCUCAUCGCCUACCGCGAGGCGCACAACUACAACGCCAUGCCCUUCUACAUGAGGUUCCUCCCCAACUCCCUGCUACCGGACUACGAGGAGGUUGUGAACCGGCCCCCGACGCCCCCUCCCCCCUACAGUGCCCUGCACUCGGCUGAGGCCGUCCUGCCCAGCGUCCGAGUCCACAGCCCCGGGGACCAGCCCUCGAGCCUCCUCCUACCCCCUUCUUCUCUCAACCACCACCACAUCAACACAAACACUACAACAACAGCCAACACUAACACACCCGCCAACACCACCACCAUUGGAUCCAUCAACACCAACAUCAACACAAGCCAAGUCCUGGACCCCUUGCUGCUCAGCACCCGGUCCAGCCCCCAGGAUGUUAUCAUCAUUGACCCCUCGUAUCAUCAGCACAAGGCUCCCGGGCUGGAGGAGGAGGAGGAUGGGGAGCUGGAGGAGAAGAGAGGCAGCCGAGGGAGCUUGGUCAGCAGCACCAAAGCCGGCGGCGACGGUGGUGGAGAUGGAGAUGGUGAUGAGGACCAUCGUGGUAUCGAGGAGGACCUUCAGAAGCAGCCUCUGCUGGGGGAGAAGGUGCCACAGCAGUUGGAGGAGAAGGAAGUUGGGGGUGGUGGUGGUGGGGGUGGAGGUGGUGGUGGUGGUGACAGCAGGGCAGGGGGUCGACACCGACGGUCUACGGGCGACUCUGGGAUCGAGGUGUGCGUGUGCGGUGGACGAGUGGGAGGAGGAGAGGUUGCCAGGGGUGGCGAUAUUCAGCCGUCGAGUUCGCUGGAGAUCCACGACGACCCCACCGGUGAACUCGAGCAGCUGCUGAGCGGUGAGGAAGGAAUGAACGGCGUCAGCCAUGUUGGAAGCGAUGGAAACAACAGCGAUCGAUGCAAUUGUGGCGAUGGCGGCGGCGGCGGGUGCGCUGUCGUCGCCAUUGGCGACGAUCACCAAGACAACGAUUGCGAGGCCAGUAACUGUCGCUCUGUAUCACAUGAAGAGCAACAGGUGGAUGCGGAGAGGAGGGGAGGAGGAGCGGCAGGGUCGCCCCACGCGCCCCCAUCGCACCCCCCACCACCCGUCUGCUUGCUCCUUCACACCAUCAACGAGCAGGAGGUGUCGCACUGCAACGGCAAGACGGAGUCGCACAGCUGAGCAUACAAAGUUUCCUCUAUCAGAGGAAAGAGAUUGAUGGAUAUAUACUACGUACAAUGGGGGAGAAAGACUGAUAGAUGGAUAGAGGAGAGGAGAGUCAGAGGGAGUUACACGAACCACAUUUCGUUACAUGCCUCAUCUAUGAGAGUACCUCAGAGAAGAAGAGAGGAGAGUCGGAGGGAGUUAUACGAACAGCAUUUCGUUCCAUGCCUCAUCAAUGAGAGUAUGUCCAUGUUCUCUCUCAGUAUGCAUGCCUAAGCAAUGAGCAGGGCCGCUGACAGCUUUUGUUGGGCCCAGGACAAAGUAAUCUGAAAGGGCCCCCCCAUUCAAUACAUUCAAUGUAAUGGAAAGACAAUUUUGGGCCCCCUCUCUACCGGGGCCCAGGACACAUUACCCCUUUGUCCCUCCCUGUCGGCUUCCCUGACGAUGAGAAGUGUCCCAAAUGUGUGCACACAACGACAAUCACGGGAGGAGAGGACAGACGGCUCGACUCUAGCGAUUUCUCCCACUCCUCAGGAUAAUGUCUGAGCGCUCUUGUACAGACUGACGCACCUUUUCCACGCUGUGCAUUCAUGUGUAUUUUUUUGCCACAGUGGCCUUUGAUGACACGUGUUGGUGAGGGAGUUCUCAUGGCCUUUUCCUCCUCUCCCUGCCUCAUCAUUUUUUGUACAGACACUGCACCACUGGUGACUUUAGAGUGUAUAUUGUGCAAAGCCUUUAUUGAUAACCCUCCCCCAACCCAACCCAAAAAAGACACCCCUAUCCUGGGUGGGGAGAUGACAUGCACCCAGCCGAUAGGUUAGGUGUUGAGAGUGUGCAAGGCUGGCAACCAAGCCCUUAUUGGUAACCUCCCAAUGCAAAAAAGAAUGUGUCCAGCCUCUCUUUUUGAGUGAGGAGUUAAACAGAGAGACGUUAAGAUGAAAGUAGAAAAUAAAAGCUGAAGGAGGUGUCAAUCCCUGGUUCGAACAGAAAAAUCCUGCCACAAACUUGAUCAUUCAACCAGCCAGCUCCAAUCAGCUGAUCCUCAAGAAGACAGGUAGACCAGUUACUCAGUGAAGACAUCUGUGGAGGAAGGGAAUUGUGGCAGGGUAUUGUUUUAGGUUCUGAACUAGGUUGUUGACACCUCUGAAAGCAGACAACAGGGAUGGACCAAAACAGCAUAGGCCCAAUCCUGGCUAAAUGUGUGUGAGGGCUCAACAGCGCCACCCAGUGGUGACAUUACAGCACUGGCGUUAAGUCCACUUUUGUGGCGUGUGUGUGUGUGUAUGCGUGUUUGUAGUGAGUAUGUGUGUUAUAUUGUGUGCAAAGGCAAGCACAAGUCAAAAUACCACCAGAGAAGUGCCUUUUUUUUCGCAGACCUAGUCCAAAGCUGUAUGUGACGUCAUUUAUUUGCACAAAAGGGUUUUUUUUUGUACAAAAAAAAGAAAACAAUGUGACCUUAUGUGAUUUUAUUUUCUUUCUUUUGCUUCUUGAAUGGAGAUUGGAUCGGGCACGUCAACCAAAAGCAAAAAAGAUUCCUGGGGCCUAUACUACAAAGCUGGUUCAGGAUAAGUUAAGUUUAAGUUAAGAGGUACAUCAUGUAAUACAUCUAAUUUUCUUAAGACAGUGAGGACUCCAGGCUCUUCUAUUAGAUGAUUUACCUCUUAACUUAACCUUAAUUUAUCCUGAACCAGCUUUGUAGUAUAGGCCCCGUGUUUUGCACUUAAAUUUGUUUUGUUUUUCCUCUGGCAGAGUCCGAUUACAUUUCUGUCCCAUUUGUGCACAAUGCUACAGUUGUACAAUCGCUGGGACUAUCUGCACAGUCUUAACAAAGAAUCUUCCAUUAGAGUAAGAUACAUAAGAUAAGAAGUAUAGAGCACAAAAUGUCACCAUUUGCGGACGAUAUUGUCUUUAUUUUAGAUCCUGAGUAUUCAGUCCCUCAUUUGCUAAAUACAAUUAACGAACUUGGUAUAUUCAGUAUAUAAGAAUAAGUUCAAUGCGAUUUUUAUGCACAUGACACCAACUAAAAAAAAUGCUUGCUUCGAGUGGAUUUAACCCCAAACCAAAAGGUUUUAAGUACCUAGGUGUAUUCAGCACUCGGGGUCUCGCGAGAGCCAGGCUAUAUUCAUUACCCCAGAAUUGGAUAAUUUAUUUCUAGAAAACUACACUCUCCUUUCUUUCAAGGUCAGAUCAGAAUUAGUAAGGUGGACUUUACAACCAUUAUCACUCUUAGGAAGAGUAAGAUACUUGAAGUCCAUUCUUUUCCUGUAUCCACGUGACGUCAAGGGGGAACGCCUUCAGUCAGGAGGUGCUUGCUUGUGUGGCCUCGUGUUUUGCUGACGCCCCGCCUCCGUGGAGAAAACAAUAAAGUUUCCUCGCUGUCACAACAGCUUUUGGAGGACUGUUCUUCAUUCACCAUCCUGAUUGUUAAAUGAGAAGAUGGCAUUAAAGGGGUAUGCCACUAUUUUGGGGCUUAAUACAGUUAAAGUC
Molecule: messenger RNA, 4136 nt
Organism: Engraulis encrasicolus (European anchovy)
Lineage: Eukaryota; Metazoa; Chordata; Actinopteri; Clupeiformes; Engraulidae
Gene: wbp1lb
Product: WW domain binding protein 1-like b
Exons: 4
Coding region: 183-1667 (494 amino acids)
Source: RefSeq, a predicted model, not a curated record